AAAAGGCAAAACAUCGAAUGACGACCAUGAAUAUAUUUCGCAAGAAGAAGAUCACCAACCCAGUCGCAACCAAAGAGGAUGAUGGAAAGAUUACAGCCUUGACUCAAGAAAUUGAGAAGCUUCAAGAAAAGAUCGCUGACUUGAAAACGAAAAUGGCUGAAAUUUCCAAAGAACUGGAACAAAGUCAUCAAGAUUGUCAGAAGGCAGAGGAAAAGUUCGCCAGGGCAUCUGAACAGCGCCAGGAAUUAGAAAAUCGUUUGGAGAUCAUAAACGAAGAAAAGGGCAAACUUUCUUCUCAACUCGAAAACAUCCAGGAGGAAAAUAAGGAACUAACUGAUCAGUUGUUCACUCUGAAUGAAGAGAAAAUUGAGCUCCAAUCUAAUUCUGAUUGUCUGGAAGAAGAGAAAAACGAUCUAUCUACCCAGCUCAGUGAGGCUCGCAAACAAUAUCAGGAUUUGGAAGAAGGAUUUGCGGCUGUAUACGCAGAGAAGAAACAACUUCAGGUUCUUAAUGUUAGUUUGGAGAAGGAAAGAAACAACCUGCUAGCUAAGAUCAAUGAAAACCAUCAUCAGGGUCGAGAGCAUAGUUUGUCAGAUGAGGGUCAAGAUCUAGAAUGGGACCAAGAGAUAGAUCUAGACCAGGAUCCAAUUCAGGACUUCGCGGAGGAUGACAACCAAGAACUAGAAUGGGACCAAGAGAUUCCAGUCCAGAAACCAAAGCCUUGUUUCACUGAGGAGAACCAGGAUCUAGAAUGGGAACAAGAAAUACAAUCUGUCCAGAGCAAAUCGUACCAACCUCCCUCUAGUAGUUUUGAAGUAGAAAAACACGGACCGAAAUUCGAACUCAGGAAGAGCCCUCAACAUUGUCAGGUGCUUGACAAAACAUUCCAGAGAAAGAAAACCAUCAAGAAACAGUCUAGCAAUCAGACAGAGAAUGGAGACGGUCUCUCAGCUAAACUUCAGGAGGCUAACAACAAAUAUCAGGAGCUGGAGCAAGAAUGCGAACUGUUGCUAGGUGAGAAGCUCGAGUUUCAAGCUCUAGCAGACAGCUUAGCUGAAGAUAAUUACAAGCUAUCAUCUCAGAUUGGACAAGAAUACGAGGAAAGACGUAAUCUAGAAGACAAACUGAAUUGUUUAGAGGAAGAAGCUGACCACCAAGAACUUUCUACAAAUUUGAAAGAAGAAAAUUCCAUCCUUUCCACCUCACUCGAGUCUGUGCAAAAUCAAUGCAAGGAAUUAGAACAAAGAAUGGCUGCAGCAGCCAAAGAUAAGGACGAAUUCGAGAGAGAAACUCUGAAAUGGAAGGAGGAAAAGUUCGAUCUGCUGGAGCAAAUUCGGAAUCAGAAACAAAAUCAGAAAUCCGAUUCAAGACGCAAGGUCGCCAUCAAAGCAUCGGCAAUAAUCGACCAAGAGAUUACCAAAGUACUGGACAGGGAGAUUGCACAGAUACAGAUCCGACAAGAUCGAGAAAAGCUAGAGAAAGCUGAAAGAGAUCGCAUGGCUUCCAUUGAGAAAGUCAAAGAAUCAGAAGCACUCAGAAUGGAGAUUGAAGAGAAGAACAAGAAACUUGAGAAUGAAAUCAAGCUGGUUAAGAACGAGAUAGAGAUUGCCUACUCCAAGGUUGACGGCUACAAAUCUGAUAUCACUGAUCUCAACAAUCAGAACAGGAGUCUUCAUGACCAAAUAGACCUACAGAAGAAAAGCUAUCAGGAGCUAGAGGAGAAAGCAUCUGCCAUGAUGGAAAUGGUUGAUCUUUUGGAGACGAAAGUAUUACAAGCAGAGAGUAGGCAGAAAGAAGCUGAGGAAGAAAUUCAGACUAUGAAAGCUUCAGUCGCUUCAGCUGCCAUCCAGCAUGGACUUCUUGAAUCGGUAGAGGAUUCCAUCUGUCUUACCGACCUGUUUGUAGCUCUUGAUGGCAUGAAACAACUCAAUGCACAUAUGAAACGAGAGAUUGCCGAUUUGAAGAAGACCAAACAAACCUAUAUUGAAAUGAUCAGUCUUACUGGUAAAACAGAUCCUCUUCUUGAUUGUGGAGAUUCAGCCCUUGAAAUCAGUCCAGGAGAGCGCGAGAGAUAUCAACUAAAGGAGAUGAUUGAUGAUCUAGGAUUUCAGAUUUGUAAACAAGAAAGUAUGAUCAAGAAACUCAGAUAUCAACUCUCAGUCUUUCACAAGAAUGUACUCCAUGAAAAGGACUCGAUGUAUGACAACAUGACCUACAUUGACCGGGCUGUGGUUGAGUCCAUCCAGACAGAUAUUGAGAUACCAACAAUCAAAGCUGAUGACCUUUCAUUCCUAGUUGGAGCUGAUAUUGAUGAGGAUGAUGAUCUGAUUGGAAAGGGUUCCUUUGGAGAAGUAUUCUUAAGAGAGUACCAAGGUGAAGCUGUAGCUGUCAAAGUACCUUACAUCAGUGAGGGUGUCAGGGAUGAGGAUGAUCAGAAGAGAAUGAUUCGAAUCAAAGCUGAUCACGCUCGUACUACCAUGGAAGCCCUCGUCAACAUCGCUUUCGCUGAUCAUCCAUCAUUCCCAAAGACAGUUGGUGUUGUUGAUAUCAAAGGUGCUCCAUCUCUCAUCCUUGAGUUCCUUGGUGAUAAGAUGACCGGUACAAGCUUCCCUCUCAGUCAGGCCAUCAAGUUCCAGAUUCCGUCCAUCUCGAAAGAAAAUUGGUUUGCCAUCAUCAUGGACAUCAUCAGUGGAAUGAAAGCCAUGCACGAGAAAGGUCUCUUACACAACGAUCUGAAAGCUAACAACAUUCUCUUGCAAUGGGACAUUAAGGAUCAAAGAUGGCAUGCUUUCAUCAUUGACAUGGGGAAAGUCUCCACUCAAACCAUACCACAAAAGCACAAGCAGUUACCUAAAGAAGAGUUGGAGGGGUACAAACAGGGCAUCCUCUUCCCUCAUCUGGCUCCAGAGUACAUCCUGGAUCUGCAACCCAUGAGUGUUCAAACUGAUAUCUAUUCCUUGGGUGUGUUGCUGGAUCGGAUUGAUAAGGUUCUAAGAAGUCAACCUCUUCGUGACCUCGCAGCCCAGAUGACCAAUGUCAACCCUCGUUUACGACCAUCUUGGAAAAUCAUCGAGAAGGUCAUCACUAGGGCUCAGAAGAGAAACUUCUCAUAAUUACAACUUAUAUUUUUAUUGUUGUAUAUAUAUGAUUAUAUGUGUA
Molecule: messenger RNA, 3159 nt
Organism: Lytechinus variegatus (green sea urchin)
Lineage: Eukaryota; Metazoa; Echinodermata; Echinoidea; Temnopleuroida; Toxopneustidae
Product: intracellular protein transport protein USO1-like
Exons: 18
Coding region: 18-3113 (1031 amino acids)
Biological process (GO): protein phosphorylation
Molecular function (GO): ATP binding; protein kinase activity
Source: RefSeq, a predicted model, not a curated record